GUAUUAUAUCUUCUGUAAACGCUCAUCACGCUGGGGGCUGUAGGGGGCGUUUACUAUCCCUCUUUCCUGGUUUUGGUCGGGAGAGACGUGGGAUUGGAACGGAGACGGAUCCAUCUGUAUGCAGUUCACAGCGCUUCCGUCUCGGAGUAUCCUGCCGUUUCCUUCCUUCAGAAACUUGGACACUCUACUCGAUGGAUGAAUGCUAAAAGCGCCUCAUACCCCCUCCUCUUUUUUUUUUUGCUUUUCCUUUAUAUUCUCCUUUCCUUAAAGGCGUUUCAAACGUCUUUGUCUUAGGAAACUAGCGCUUUCCAUUUACAGAAACAACAUCUUGAGAAGCAUCAUCAUGAGCGUACUGCCCCCUGUACGGAAAGACCGCAUUAUCAGCCAGUUUCCUAAGUGCUUCAACAAAGGUGCUGCUUUGAACACAGACGAUGAAUUCCACAGCAAGGUGAAGACGGCCUGUCAGCAGCAGAGGACAGGAACUGUGGGUAGGUUUAAGAUCUCCAAGGUCAUUGUAGUGGGUGAUCUGGCGGUGGGGAAAACCUGUUUGAUUAAUAGAUUUUGUAAAGAUGUCUUUGACAAAAAUUACAAGGCCACCAUUGGUGUGGACUUUGAAAUGGAGAGGUUUGAAGUUCUUGGGGUCCCUUUCAGUUUACAGCUGUGGGACACUGCAGGACAGGAGAGAUUUAAAUGCAUUGCCUCGACAUACUACAGAGGAGCUCAAGCCGUGAUCAUUGUGUUCGAUUUGACUGAUGUGGCUUCACUGGAGCAUACAAGGCAAUGGCUGGAGGACGCGAUGAAAGAGAAUGAUCCUACCAGUGUAUUACUCUUCUUAGUAGGCACAAAGAAAGAUCUGAGUUCUCCUGCACAGUAUACACUAAUUGAGCAGGAUGCCAUUAAACUGGCCGAUCAGAUGAAAGCAGAGUACUGGGCUGUGUCCGCCUUGUCUGGGGAGAAUGUGACAGAGUUUUUCUUCAGAGUGGCAUCUUUAACAUUUGAGGCCAAUGUCCUGGCAGAACUGGAGAAAAGUGGAUCCAGACGUAUUGGGGAAGUUGUUCAAAUCAACAGCAACCCAAAUAGCCUGUAUGCAACUUCCAAGAAGAAACAGCCCAACUGUUGUCAGUAAAGACUGGCCAUGUAAAAAUGCCAUCAUUUGCACCAACAUAUAAUGGUACCAAAGCAAAACAUACACACAAAUAUACAUAUAUACAUAGGGAGAAUCUACUAGAUAAGAAACUGACUGUACAGAGAGCAGCGUGGUUUGUUAUUCAUAACGUGUAACUGAAUAUCUGCUGGAUGAAAGAAAACAUUCCUUCGUUGGAAAACUUGAGGUUUGCAUUUUUGUGGUAAAGCCUUACUCUGUUUUCCCAAGACUUCUAUGCACAAUUUAUGCUCAGUCAUUAUCAGUGAUUAUUACACUGUUGAUUAAACAUACAUUUUAUUUCACAUUUUGCUUAGUUUACAUUCAGAAGGGAUUUUAAAAGGUACACAGGAGGAUCAUGCAUGAGUUGCACAAAAAGCAAUAAACAGCGAUAAAUAUAUUUUUCUAUAUCAAAAGUCCUGUUUAUUAAAAGGGUAGUUUUCCUUGAAGUUAUAUCCAUUUUUUAAUUAGGUUCAAAUUCUUGCUGUAAAGAUUUUAAAAGUUUUAGGGCUUAUAUACUUUUUUUUAUGUGAUUGCCAUUUUUAUUCCAAAUAAAAUUGUUUUUCCUGAA
Messenger RNA from Carassius gibelio (silver crucian carp), 1712 nucleotides. It is a transcript of the gene rab34a, whose product is annotated as RAB34, member RAS oncogene family a. The coding region runs from base 344 to 1126 and encodes 260 amino acids. Lineage: Eukaryota; Metazoa; Chordata; Actinopteri; Cypriniformes; Cyprinidae. The record is from RefSeq and is a predicted model, not a curated record. Gene Ontology annotation, molecular function: GTPase activity; GTP binding. The transcript is spliced from 11 exons. Gene Ontology annotation, biological process: phagosome-lysosome fusion; endocytosis.